GGAAGUAGCUUACUCCCUUCCUAGCUUAACGAUAAUUGUCCAGCGGGAGGACUGGGAGUGAUAUGGGUCAUUUGCGUUUUUCCAUCUCUGUCGCCGCUUUUGUAAAGAAGCGGUUGAUGUUGUUUACAGGUGUUUGAGUAGGCGAGGCAUGUUUACGCCUCUUUAACGUUCGGUUUGUUUAUAAAAAAUGUUUCCUGGUACUUUUUCUCGUCUGGUUAGCGGCUCCUCACACCAACGUUAGCUUGAACCAAACUUGCCACCUCCUCAGACGACUGGAUUUUAUCUGUGUUUUGUUGUAUUUUCGUCGGUAGGAGAAACGAGUUUCGUUACGAACUACACUGAUCAUUUACUAAAUGAGACGAGGAGGAAAUGACUCUGCUUGCUCAUAGACAUGAAAAGUCAUUAAAAAGCAAAAAGCUAAGGCGUCCUGUGGAUAAUCUCUGAACCGAGAAAUACCUGAUCAAGUGCAUUGUGUUGUUGUGAACCCUCUGAUGUCGGUGCUCAUGGAGACCUGGGGGUGAGCAGAGACCCUCUCACCAUGCUGGCUCUGAGGGUGGAGCCAGGCCGGCGAGGGCACGAUGAGGGUGAUCUCUUGCAGAAGGAAGCCACUGCUGCUUGGCAGGGCCGGCAUUCAGGGAGGCCAGCCUCCCAGGAGAAAGGCAUUAGCAUUAAGGACAAGAUCUCCCAGUGGGAGGUCCUCAGUCAGCAGAGCAGCAAUCCGGGUGCAGGAGCGAAAGCUCACCCUCCUGCUGUGUCCCGAACUUUCUCAGGAGACCUUCUAGGUAACGGCUAUUCCAGCGAGAGCACCAGAGCAGGGCUUUAUGCACAAAAGGGCCACUCAAGGACACAAAGCAUAGGAUUAGACUUUAGGGAAUCUCCCGUACGUGCUGCUCUCGGUGUGGUCGGCCGGAAAUCCGAACCUGUACAGAAAUGUUUCGCUCAAUUAGCUUCUAAAAUGGAAGAAAACAACAAUUGUCCUAUCACAGUCUUUUCAGAUGUAGAAAUAGUCUGUAAACCUCUACCUCAGUCAGCUGACGACCAGGAAGACAACAUGCCUGCUGGGAACUUCUACACUUCACGGGGCUUCUGGCGGAAGCUGGAGGGGGAUGGGCUGUUCUGGGAGAAGAGCAGGACUUCUGCAGGUGAAGUUCUCCCUCCUCCAAAACCUCAGCGCACCUUCCAGUAUCGCGGAGUCAACAGUACAAAAACGGGUCACACAGCUGGGGGGCACGCCGGAUCCACUCAUGACAACAAUCAGAGAAGCAGGAGGACGGCAAAGCCACCGAACUUUCCACCGCCGCCGUGUCCCGUGUCAAGGCAUAAAAAGAACAGGAAGUCCUUCGAGUAUGAGGAUGCGGCACAUCUGACGACCCAGCAGGGCUCUCCGGGAAAUGAGGACCAGCAGCCGAGUCUUUACCAUGCCUACUCUGAUGACAAUAUUUAUGAAGAUAUCGUGUGCGAAGGGAGCAGAGACGACUCCUACGAGGAUGUCAAGCUGUCUACCAUGUGUCUCCCUGUCUUAAGGUCUCACGUCCCGAAGCUCUCUCCCAAACUCCAGUCCCUACACGGAUAUGCUGGCAAAGUGGAGAGGAAGGUGUUCCAGACGUUAGCCGCAUCCAAAUCUUCAACCAUCGCAGAUGUUCCCAAACCACCCACACCUCGACACGCCAACACUCAGAAAACCACCCGGACACCUCAGUAUGUCAGCAAGAUAGAAACCAUUUUUGAUGACAAGAGUGGCAGAAAGAGAGCAAAGAACCAAGGCAUCUCAGUGCGAGCCGAGGAGACCAGCGGGACAGAGAGUGACCCUGAAGACAACGCCAAAGCCGGUUCCAGAAGAUCGGUUUACGUCCAGUCCACGCUGAGGCGCCGGCCGGGAUACCGCACCCUGGAGAGAGACCUGAUCCAGCUGCAGCAGCAGCAGCUCUUUCAGAUCUUUGUUGUGGUGUCGCUGAGAAAAGGCUCCUCUGGAAACACGUACUCUCCUGAAAUCACACAACAGUUCCCCAAAAUGUUUGAGAAAUCGUCCCGCCUUUCCAGAGAAGCUGAGGAUCAGCUGAACGUGAUUCCCAAGUUCUGCUUUCCUGAUGCUCAGGACUGGAAGCCCUCUGCACAAAUGCCAAGCGAGACCUUCUCCUUCGUCCUGACUGGAGAAGACGGGAGUCGCUGGUUUUGUUACUGCCGUAAGAUCCUGCCCAGCGGAAAGGGGAAGAGGCUUCCUGAGGUGCACUGUAUCGUCAGCAAGCUGGGCUGUUUUGACCUGUUUGCAAAGAUUCUGGAAGAGGUGGAGAGACGUAGAGAAAUGUCUGCAGCGCUGGUUUAUCCGUUCAUGCGUAGUGUGAUGGAGGCCCCGUUUCCAGCCCCUGGACGCACAGUCACCGUUAAGAGCUUCCUCCCCGGCUCUGGGAAUGAGGUUCUGACCUUGUGUCGACCGGUGGACUCCAGACUGGAGCACGUGGACUUCGGCAGUCUGCUGCAGUGCGUCAGUGUGGGGAAGCUCCUGCAGGUGUUCGCCUCCCUGCUGCUGGAGAGGAGGGUCAUCUUUGUCGCCGACAAGCUCAGUGUGUUGUCCAGAUGUAGCCACGCGGCGCUAGCCCUGCUGUACCCGUUCACUUGGCAGCACACGUUUGUGCCGGUGCUACCAGCUAGCAUGCUGGACAUCAGCUGUUCCCCAACACCAUUCCUCAUCGGGGUGCUGGCCCCGUGCCUGCCGCAGCUGCUGGAGCUGCCCAUAGAAGAGGUGCUCAUAGUGGAUCUGUGUGCAGACCGGUUUGUCGUUCAGCUGGGCGAUGAAGACUGCAUCCUGCCCAGUAAGCUGCAGGCGGCGCUGCAGCAGAUCCUGGAGGACAGAGAGGAGAUUCUGAGGCAACAAGACGGCGACUCGAGUGGAGACCAGCAGGCCGGCCUGAGCGCCCUGGUGUCGGAGGCUUUUGUCAGGUUUUUCGUGGAGCUGGUUGGCCACUAUCCUCACCACAUGGUAGAGUCCUCCAACGGAAUCAAGGAGCUUCAGCGCGACAAUUUCCGCAAAUCCCACCCAUCUCGCGGAGUCCGGCAGCUCCUGCAGCUCUUCAUGGACACCCAGAUGUUUGCCGGUUUCAUUCAGGACAAAGAGCUGCGCAAGGGAGGAGGAAGAGGGCUUUUUGAAACGCGAGCAGCUGCGUAUCUGGAUUCAUACCCAGAGUCUGAGCCAUGCGGGGUGAACAAAUUCCUCAAGGGACUGGGAAACAAGAUGAAGCUGCUGCAGAUUAAAUAAAAAAGAUCUUAAGAAGAAAACGCAGCGCGUGUUUCUGCUGGAGGGAAUAGAAGUGGAUGCAUGUGGACCAUAAGGAGUUUUAAGGCAACCAUCAUCGUAAUUCCCUGCACUUCCUACUGGAUGGAAACUGGGAAGAGUUUAGUCUUCUGGAGCUUUGAGAGUGGACGCAACGUUCCAGCUACCGAGGUUCUCACCUGACCUGUUUACGAUCAUCUCAACGGUUUACCUGGUUUCGCAUCAGGCUUGUAUAAAUGAUGAAUAUUAUGGUUCCAACCUUGAGGACGUUUUUAUACUUUAACAGUGUUUUUAUUAUUUUCAUCUCCUUUUCUCCUUGUUUACAUUUCAGAGUUCAUUAAGUCCGACUAGAAUCUCAAAUGGGUUUUUUUUUGUGUAAAAACACAUUUUUUGUCUGAGUUAUUUGUAAUCAACUUGUUUACUAGAUUUUCUUAAAUAUUCUUUUAAAUUUGCACAUGUUCAGAACCAUUGUACAGUAUUUGUAAUUUUUUAAAUAAAGCAUGAAAUGUC
This is a messenger RNA of Nothobranchius furzeri (turquoise killifish), 3778 nucleotides long. RefSeq names its product DENN/MADD domain containing 2C (gene dennd2c). The record is from RefSeq and is a predicted model, not a curated record. Lineage: Eukaryota; Metazoa; Chordata; Actinopteri; Cyprinodontiformes; Nothobranchiidae.